Messenger RNA from Chara braunii, 1379 nucleotides. The record is from the annotation of a GenBank genome assembly. Lineage: Eukaryota; Viridiplantae; Streptophyta; Charophyceae; Charales; Characeae.
CAGAUCGGGGCAAGAGGUUGGAGGGAGUGAGGCUGAAGGGAUGGGCGCUGUACGCGAAAGCUCUGGCGGGGAGCCGACUUCUUCGGAGAAGAAGCGCGAGCGACAGAGGAUGGUGCGAGAGGAGGUGGCGAAGGAAACCCGCUGCAUGAAGAGGAUGAAAGGACAAUCGGAGGCGGUGAUGGGCGGGGAUGGAGGUGAUGUCAGAGAACGUGCCUCGGGAAAGAGGGUGCCUGGAAUUUGUGGCGGACAAGAACAUGGAGCCGGAAAAAGGCAGUCGAAGGAAGAGGGUGCGACGGCAAGUAAGAAAGCGAGGAGGCCCAACGGUUUGACCAUCCGCGAAGGACAAGCCAUGGGUGGAGGAGAUUCGGCUCAUCAAGGCGCUGCGGCCACGGGAGAACCUUCGGGAAAAUCCAAAAGGAAAGUGGCAGCUGAAGAAGGCGAUGGCCAGAAGAAACCUCGAAGGAGGAAGACUGCUGAGGCGGCGAGCGGUGGCGAAUGGGCUGUCGGUGAGCAGUGCGAUGAAGCGGCAGCGUUCUGGCUCGAAUACGAGCGGAACGAUGACGAUGAUAUCGUGGAGAAGGUGCUCCCCGUCCAACUGCUCAUCGACCCCAGGAAGGUCUGCGACAUCCUGCCUUGGGAAGGAUAUUACAACCACCGCAGUCUCAAUCGUGAAAGUGUAGACGACAUCAAGGCUGCGAUGCUAAGUCAGUUCCACGGGGAAAAGGGGAAAAUAUGGACGAAAAACCCUUUGGUUCUGGCACCCAUCUACAAGCCGGUGACGCGUAGGCCGGAGAAAGUUGACAGGGUUCACAAAGACGUCUUCAAGCCAGAGGACAAGGACAAGUACUACUAUUACCCUGUCAACGGACAACACACCGUGGCUGCUGUGAAGGAGCUGGUGGAUGAGCCAAUAUUCGAUUUGUGGAAGAUGCACUCGUGGCCGUUGAGAGUAGUGUGGUUCUCCGACGAAGAUUUCGCGGGGUAUAUGCAGGUCAGUCUCAACGAGAACACGAGACACAAGAUGUCCAAGCACCGAUCGCAGACGGCCGCGUUCGAGGAUAUGCAGGAGGCAUGGGAGAAAGAAGGUAGGCCGGUGGCCAUUCAAGGGAACCCUUCCGGCAAGGAGGCCGAAAAACAAGCGUUCUUCAAAUUCCAAAAGCUGCUUUUGGGAAAGAGUCCGAACGACGCCCACUGGACGUUGGCAAAAAAAACGCUAACGCUCGCCGACAAGGAGUAUGUCGCUGCCGUUGGCAAUGCAUUGAGGCAAUGGAUGUCGCUCGUGACGGCCGAUGAUAACGUUUUCGUAAAGGCAUGAACUUCUACGAGAAAUGGGCGGAGGGGAAGUUGUUGGGCGGCGACGGGAAGAUGCCAUUGUCGAG